CUGGGUGGACCCUUCUUCAAAUUCAGGCUACGGGGGAUUUAAAACUGUAGCUAGCUAGCAAGAUAGACAACGCAGCUGGACAGCAAGUUAGGGAUACUUUUCGGCUAGUCAUCAAUUUCAUGAUCUCAAGUCAACCCACGGCCUAAGGAUAUCCUGCGGUUUUCCUUUUGUGUCUGCCCCCGGAAAAGCAUUACUUUGGGGGUCUCUCCCAACUAAACCUCUACACUGGAUUAGACAGAACCAGUUCGUAGAGAACAACGACGCCUGGUGACGAAUAUUGAACAUGACUGGGGUGUGUGGUUGCUGUGGGGCUCUGAGGCCCCGCUACAAGAGACUGGUGGACAACAUUUUCCCAGAGGACCCAGAGGACGGGUUGGUGAAGGCUAACAUGGAGAAGUUGACGUUCUAUGCCCUGUCAGCUCCAGAGAAGCUGGACCGUAUCGGGGCCUACCUGUCAGAGAGGCUCUCCAGGGAUGUGGCUAGGCACCGCUACGGGUAUGUGUGUAUAGCUAUGGAGGCUCUGGAUCAGUUGCUGAUGGCGUGCCACUGUCAGAGCAUCAACCUGUUUGUGGAGAGUUUCCUUAAGAUGGUCCGUAAGCUGCUGGAGGCCGACAAACCCAACCUACAGAUCCUGGGAACCAACUCUUUUGUGAAGUUUGCCAACAUUGAGGAGGACACUGCAUCUUAUCAUCGCAGCUAUGACUUCUUUGUUUCGCGCUUCAGUGAGAUGUGUCACUCCAGCUACGAGGACCCAGACAUCCGCACCAAGAUCCGUAUGGCUGGGAUAAAUGGUCUGCAGGGGGUUGUGAGGAAGACGGUGAAUGAUGACCUACAGUCUAACAUCUGGGACCCCCAGCACAUGGACAAGAUCGUUCCCUCACUGCUCUUCAACCUGCAGAGUGGAGAGGGCACUGAGAGCCGCUCCCCCUCUCCCCUGCAGGCGUCAGAGAAAGAGAAGGAGAGUCCGGCAGAGCUGACGGAGCGCUGUUUCAGAGAGCUGCUGGGACGGGCCGCCUACGGCAACAUCAAGAACGCUGUCACACCAGUACUCAUGCACUUAGAUAACCACUCUCUGUGGGAGGGGAAGACCUUUGCAGUCCGCUGCUUUAAGAUCAUCAUGUACUCUAUCCAGUCGCAGCACUCUCACCUGGUCAUCCAGCAGCUGCUAGGUCACCUGGAUGCCAACAGUAAAAAUUCAGCCACAGUGCGUGCUGGGAUAGUGGAGGUCCUCCUGGAGGCUGCAGCCAUUGCUUCCAGUGGCUCUGUAGGCCCCACUGUGUUGGAGGUGUUUAACACUCUGCUAAGGCAGCUGCGUCUCAGUGUGGACUACGAGCUGACUGGCUCCUACGACGCCAGCGGAAACAUUGGCAUCAAGAUCAUCAAAACACAUGAGGAGAGACAGCUACAGGAAGCCGUCAUCAGGACUAUUGGGUCGUUUGCGAACACCCUCCCUACAUACCAGCGCUCCGAGGUCAUGCUCUUCAUCAUGGGCAAGAUUCCUGUACCAGGGGUACACCCCGCACUCACCAACGCAGGCUCAGGGGGUUGUGAAGGGACCAGGAUGAUCCAGAUCAUGCUGCUGAAGUCACUGGUUCAGGUGACGACAGGGUUCCAGACCACCAACAUGCUGACGGCGCUGCCCAACUCGUUCCUGGAGCCGCUGCUGUCCUUCUCUCUGAUGGAGGACCCGGAGGUCAGACUGCUGGUGCUCACCAUCCUCCUCAGUGUUAUAGACAGACACGACAACACACCCAAGUUCUCCAGCAUCAGCAUUAUAUCAGAUAUCUCUGUUCUCAAACUGAAAGUGGAUAAGUGCUCUCGACAGGACAACCUUUUCAUGAAAAAGCAUGCACAGCAGUUGUACCGCCACAUCUACUUGGCGUGUAAGGAGCAGAGCAGUGGUCCGCAGCACUUUGAGACGCUCUACACCUUGCUGGCCCUCAUCAGCAUGGAACUGGCCAACGAAGAGGUGGUGGUGGACCUCAUCAGACUGGCCCUGGCCCUGCAGGAGUUGGCUCAAACCAAUGAGGAGUCUCUGUCAGUCUAUAACCGCUGUGCUGUCCAUGCCCUCUCUGCUGCCUACCUCAACCUCAUCUGUCAACUCACCACCGUCCCCACCUUCUGUCAGCACAUACACGAGGUGAUUGAGAUGAGACAGAAGGAGGUACCCUUCCUUCUCCCUGAGGAUGUCUUCAUAGAAAACCCCAAGCUCCCUGCCUCUCUGGAGAAGUUGGAGGGGGAUGUUCUGUUCCAGCAGUCUAAGAUCACAGAAGUCCUGGGGGGCAGUGGCUACAACACAGACAGGCUGGCCACACCCUACAUCCCUCAGUUCACAGACGAGGACCGUCUGUCCAAGAGGAAGAGCAUUGGAGAGACUAUCUCACUACAGGUGGAGGUAGAGUCUAGGAACAGCCCAGAGAAAGAGGAGAGGACUCCAGCAGAGGAGAUCACAUUUGAAACUCUGAAAAACGCCAUCGUGGACAGUGUGGGGAUGGAGGAGCAGGAGAGAGAGCGCAGGAGGCAGGUGGUGGAGAAGUUCCAGAAGGCCCCCUUCGAGGAGAUAGCUGCCCACUGCGGUGCCAGGGCCACAUUGCUGCAGAGCAAACUCAAUCAGAUCUUUGAGAUCACAAUCCGACCCCCUCCCAGCCCGUCUGGCACCAUCUCAUCAGGCUACGGCCAGACCCAGAGCCGCUCGGUGCCCGUCUACGAGAUGAAGUUCCCUGACCUCUGUGUCUACUAGCCCUAAAGGUCAGGGGUCACCCUAGGAGGAGAGGGGAACGGGGGGUGGAGCUACAGCAGCCCUCGGUGUUAAAACAACUACAGACACUGUGACCUGUUCCCCCUGCUCCCCAUUCUCAUUCUGUCAAGAGCUACUGACAUGACUGACAAUGUGUUUUUUGCACUGUGAUCGCAGACAAAUCAAAUAGACAAACAAAAAGGCAGCAGUGUGAGCUAUUGACCCUUCACCCUUUGCUCGACCCCCUCCCCCCAUCCUAAAAAUUCCCAUAUGACUGCCACCGGCUUGGAUUAGACUGUAGCCAGAAAGACCGUGGAGAAGAACAAUGGAUGGACUGAGGAUGGAUAGAACAGGGAGGAGAGAACAUAGUGAUCCCCAGUUUUAACCUUCUCCUUUUCCCCCUGAUUAACUUGCUGCAUGCCCACUACUCUAAACACCACCCUUGAGCCCAUUACUAGUGUCUAGUCGUUGUCCUAAUUUAUCCCUCACUGGAUGCAUUACUACCCAAAGUGCACCAACAACAAAAUGGCUAAUUGCCAAAUGUAACAUAAUCAAAUGUUCUCAUUAGUUUUAUUGUAUUGUAAUUAUUUUGUUUUUCAGUACUGUAAAGGGACAAUGCUAAGUACCUGGCAAUAGAGGCUGUAAUGAAAAAUGUAGGUAAUCUAGUGUUUUAGUUUUCAGUGGGAUGACUACUUCUGAAACACUGUCCCCACUCCCUGCUCUCAGACCAUUCAGUUCUAAAUCAACGGUGCAUUGUGUUUGCUUGGUGCUUUUCAUGUCUUUUUAGGUUUUUAUUUUAAGUCUCUGGGGUGAGAACUCCAGAGUAUUUUUUUGUAUCGCUGCGUGUUAGCCGGGAGUGCUUUUGAUGCUCACUCAAAUUAUCUUAAUUUUCUAUUUUUUACCCCCUUUUUAAAUGUUGUAUAUUUUAAUCCAUGAUUUGACUGCAAAGGUUAAAGUGUGUGACGUGUGUGCUGUCCUCCGAAAUGUGAGAGUGCCCUACAGGUGACAGCAGAACUAGAUUCAACCAGUCCAACCGUUCAUAAAACCAGUCAUAGCUUUCCCACUUUGUAAGGAUCUGAAGAGUGUACAGUUAUGUUUACAUACUCAAACACUAGCAUAUGGGUCGUUCCAUCAAUACGGUGCCUUUUGAGAUGUGGAACUUGGUUAAAAAAAACUUCUGAUUUCACCUAAUUUUAACAUUGUUGUAAAGAGCAAGAGAUAAAAAUAAUAAUAAUACUAUAUAUAGUAAUAGCCUAUUA
Salvelinus namaycush (lake trout) is the source of this 3996-nucleotide messenger RNA. It is a transcript of the gene efr3bb, whose product is annotated as EFR3 homolog Bb (S. cerevisiae). The coding region runs from base 284 to 2740 and encodes 818 amino acids. Gene Ontology annotation, biological process: protein localization to plasma membrane. The record is from RefSeq and is a predicted model, not a curated record. Lineage: Eukaryota; Metazoa; Chordata; Actinopteri; Salmoniformes; Salmonidae. The transcript has 24 exons. Gene Ontology annotation, cellular component: plasma membrane.